Molecule: messenger RNA, 3191 nt
Organism: Folsomia candida
Lineage: Eukaryota; Metazoa; Arthropoda; Collembola; Entomobryomorpha; Isotomidae
Exons: 4
Coding region: 1256-2038 (260 amino acids)
Source: RefSeq, a predicted model, not a curated record
UCCACACAUGGAGGCGGACUGGAAGGCCGAAUUCUUUGUCAAUUUAUUCCACCCCGCUUUCCUCAAACCUGAGGAGGAGUCAUGAGCAGCGUCAAUUUAUGGCUGAAGAUAUCUCAACAUCGGAAAUAACUAGUAAUAAAUGCACACUUAACGGAUAUUGCUUCAUAAUAAUGCAUCAGUCCAACGGGGCAUGAGAUGAGAGAGCGAGGAAGAAGGGGCAGCAGCAGCAAAACUAAUAACAAGUGUGUCCACAUAAGCAAAGGGGGUGAUUUUCGCUGUGAAUCUGUUGCCCUGGUCGGUUGGCAAGCUGGUUGGCAGGUUCGUGGUGGUAAAAGCGGAGAAAGUGCUCACUUGCCUCUCAGUUUCCUCUCCAACUCCAAACUCGGAGCAACAUCAUCACUCAACAACUUUCUCCACCUCAAAACACGCUCGCUCACUUUUUGCACGACCAGCUUAAACUCUUAAUUCGGGUCUCUUAAUUCGGGUCUCUCCCGUUCACAGAGGAAAGGUCAGUGCGUGGUGGGUGCUCUUGUAAAUGGGCCCAACAAUAAGCAAGGACAGGCAGUCCAAGUGAAGGGUCAUUUCCAUUAAGUAGUGGGAUUGGGUGCCAUCGUUGACCUUUUCGAAGAGCGGGAGCAAAUUGUUGCCUGGCACGAUAUCCACUUCAGUUGGGGAAGAGUUUAUCAGACUCGUACGUAUUCUUUGUCGGGCUGGGAAAUUAGGAACAAUUAAGAGAGCAGUAAUGCCACUCGACUCUUUGACUCAUCAUCGUUAGCAUCAUCAUUACCAUUCGUGUCACGACAUCACGUCAAGUGAGCAAAAGUUUUCCCCUUCUUUGCCCCCGCUGAACAACAAGGUUUCAACUUUGCAAACUAAAGUGAACUCUUGAAAUCGUAUCCAAUUUACAUGACAAAUCAAUCCUUCUUCUUGUGCGGACCGAGUGGAAAUUGGCCUCGUCGACCGAGUGAGAGGCGCUUUGAGCCCAUUAAACUUGUAAACUCGAGACAAUCUGUGACCCGAGGUAGCGAAGCAAUUAAGCCCGUAAUUUGAUUACUCUCCACUCUCCCCGUCCAAACCGAGUCACUUUGUCAACUCAAAAUAUGAACUUCUUUGUUCCCCACCAAGCACAAAACAACUGACUUCUCAUCAUCCACCGCUGUCGGCUUGGAUGCAAAUUCUGACAGCUGCACACAAACCUGCUUCAUCUUCCGCGUCGUAGUCCAACUGGUGGUGACCAUUUCACGGGACUAGAAGGAUGUCGAACGACGUGCUGAUUCACCGCGAAAUUCUGCUCCAACAAGUGAACCACUACCAGCAACAGGAGAUGGACCACAUGGCCGGACCCACCACAGGGCCAGAGGGCAGCAACGGCACGUCCACCCAAGGCGUCGUCGUUAGAGGAGAGGAGAUCGCCAUCGUCCUCGUGGUCCUCAUACUCUGGAUGGGUGCAAUCAUCCUCUUCUUCAACCGCUGGUCUAAAAUCCGCCUCCUGGAACCAUAUCAACCCAAGUUUUGUGAGCAUCACAAUCCCAACUGCCCCAUGGCGGACGUCCCCCCAAUCAACACCAACUACCCCCGAACAUUCUCCAUCUCCAAGUUCAACCUGACGUCGGAGACGGGCGGAGGAAGCCCGCACUUCAGCAAGUGCAACUACCACGGAGUCACGACGACCACGACGACCUGCACGACGGAGCCACUGCUGAUGAACGGAGGGGGUGGGUCACGGUCCAUGUCCAUUUCCAUGGGUGGUUUGGGCGUCCCCUCCACUCUCAACUUCCAAGGGACGACGACCACGAAUCUCUCACCACGACUUUGCCAAGGCGGGCGUGGGAGCCAGAACCGGCUGCGACAAAACUCUGUGUUUGUGACGUCGCCCUCCAACUUCCCAGUCUCCAUUUUCGGAGAGUCUGGCCAGCUUGGGAAGGGGACAGGGGGGAGGAAGACCAAGUCGGCCGUGGACCUUUCCACCCUCGUCCUCUGCGGAGAGAUCAUGGACAACGUGAGACGCAACUCGAAGAAUUCCAUUACCAAUUUGUGAGAGACUGAGUGGUGUCAACCCUCGAAGGAGAACAUUCCUUAGAGACUUGAUUGCACAACCCACUCUCCAUCAAUGCAUGUGGCACGACUCCCUCCUUGCACCCAUUUUCCAUCUUCUUUUUACCUCUCUUUUUUACAACAAGACUUUUCCUCGUCAUUCCACAAGCAUCUUACUUGUUAGACUACUUACUUGUUGUUGCAGGGAGUAGAAUGUAGCUGUAGAAUAUUACUUCGACGUGUGUCAGAUAGGUCUCCCCUUAGCGGACGGGGAAUAAGAGAAAUGAGUUCAUUUCGCAAUCAGGACAGGUAGAAAGGAAGGAAAGGCAGGAGCAAUUUGUCCCAGCGUCUCAUGUAUGCAAACUUAUGAAAGAUCAUUCCAUUCAUUUUUCAUAUUGUGAAAUUUGCAUACAACUCAUAUUUCAAAAUUGCGUCGUGAGAAAGGAAGGGAAAAACUGACUUUAUUAUUAUUAUUACUCAAGAAAACUUACUUUCCCAAAUGUCACGAGAAGUCAGGUUACACACAGAGACGUCAUUUAUUUCAAUCCUUAUGUAAAACUUCCCUCGGAGGUUUUGUUUUAUGUAGAGUAGGAAAUCUCCAUUAUUUAUUUUUCUACCUCGUCGUACGUACGUACUUCUGGGAGGACCCUGUAGCGGAGUCUCUCUCCAUGCCCAGGUCCCUCGGGCCCAUUCCGACUCGAAUUGUAGGCCAAACAGGCAAUUGUUGAGCAGGAUUUCACAAUUUCUAAAAUUUGUAAAAGUGCGAGGAUGCAUGGUAUCAAUUCAUGCAUAUUCAUUCGCGUGCAUGUCUAGUAUUACUCCCAAGGAGGUGAUUCUUCUUCAAAUCUGUGGUGCAAAUGUACAAGCUUUACGAGUCCCAACUACACAAUAUUUUGACAGUUGGAGGAAAUUCACGGAAACAUUGAAUACGUAGCCUAGUCCUCAUAUCCAUAUUAUAUUCUUAUCAAAUAUUUACUCUAAUCUCUGUCUGUAUUUUGAACAAGUAGAAAAAAAAUCUGUGAACCGUUACAUCAAAAUAUGUAUAUCAGUAAUGUUCGAAUUAGCCAAACCAUCCAAAUAUGUAAAUAAGUAUUAUGCAACACCUCCGUGUGUCAUCAUUAUACUUGUACUCAAUAAAAACAAACUGUUGAAUUGGA